UUCAGAAUAAAAAUGAAGCUAAAGCUCUAAGUUACGUUAGGUUUAAAAAGAAGAUCAAUAAACGAGAAAUAUUUCAAGAUGAUUCAUUUUAUUCUGUUGUUUAGUAGACAGGGUAAGCUGAGACUGCAGAAAUGGUAUGAAGCUAGAGAAACAUCAGAGAAGAAGAAAAUAGUUCGUGAUCUUACAUCAACCAUUCUUUCAAGGAAGCCUAAGAUGUCAAAUUUUAUUGAGUAUCGUGAUCUACAGAUAGUGUACAAGAGGUACGCCAGCCUCUUCUUUUGCUUCGCAAUAGACAGGGAGGAUAACGAGCUGGGAGCCCUCGAGGUCAUCCAUAGGUAUGUUGAGGUGCUGGAUAAAUAUUUUGGAUCUGUUUGUGAGCUAGAUAUCAUCUUUAACUUCGAGAAAGCUUAUUUCAUUCUUGACGAGCUUAUACUAGGCGGAGAAUUGCAGGAAACCAGUAAAAAAGCUGUUCUUUCGCAAAUAGAGAUGGCGGAUAAAUUUCAGGAGGAGGAAAUCAUCGAGCUUGCGCUGAAGCCUGAAGGACAUGGGACUAAGAUAAUGACCAAUAGAAUACAAGCAACAACAGUCUACCCUCAAGGGCAACAUUUCAAUAUUUUGACAUAUCAAAUAUUCAUUGUUUCGAGUUAAAUCAAUGUUUAGUGAUUUAUGAUUGGAUUAGCCCGAAAUAUUUUUCUUAUGAUCAUUUGAUUAAAGUAAGAUGAUAAGCAGUGUUUAUUUUAUUCCGGUUUUUAUGAUAGUUCCGGUCUUAAGAAAGUUUCCCGUUUUUAGCAAGGUUCUGGUGAAGAGGAUAGUUCCGGUCUUGAGGAAGGUUCCGGUCUUGAGGUAGGUUCCGGUCUUGAGGAUAGUUCCGGUCUUGAGGAAGGUUCCGGUCUUGAGGAAGGUUCAGGUCUUGAGGAAGAUUCUGGAUUUAAAGAUAUUUCCAAUCUUAAGGAUAUUUCCAAUCUUGAGAAAGGUUCCGGUCUUAAUGAUAUUUCCGGUCUUGAAGGUUCCGGUCUUAAUGAAUAUGCUGGUCUUGUGGAAGGUUCCGGUCUUGAGGAUAUUUCCAGUCGUGAGGAUAUUUCCGGUCUUGUGGAUAUUUCCGGUCUUGGGGAUAUUUCCGGUCUUUUGGAUAUUUCCGGUCUUGAGGAUAUUUCCGAGCUUGAGGAUAUCUCCGGUGUAAAAUCGGAUGGUUUCGGCUUCUGGAUGGUUCCGGUCUUCAGGAUGGUUCCUGUCUUCAUGAUGGUUCCGGUCUUUAGGAAGGAUCUGGUCUUAGGACAGUUUCCUGUUUAAGGAUACUUAAGGUCUUUCGGUCUCGAUCAAUCUUCCGGUUUUAGAAAAUGUUUCGGUUUAAAGGAUGGUUCCGGUCUUAAGAAUAAUUCAACUGCAAAGUGUUCAACUAUUCAAUUUCAUUAAGAAUCUUGUUUGUGCUUUGCUUAAAUAAGAAUUUUAAUUUUUGUCUUCUGAGUUUAGGCCUCAACUUUUUAUAGAUUUAUUUGUUUAUUUAGUUUUAACCAUGUCUUUAUUUUGUAAUUUGUAUGAAUAUAAUAGUUGUAUUACUAUUAAAGUUUAACUAAACACUA
Molecule: messenger RNA, 1580 nt
Organism: Eurytemora carolleeae
Lineage: Eukaryota; Metazoa; Arthropoda; Copepoda; Calanoida; Temoridae
Product: AP-1 complex subunit sigma-2
Exons: 8
Coding region: 79-648 (189 amino acids)
Biological process (GO): vesicle-mediated transport; protein transport
Cellular component (GO): intracellular membrane-bounded organelle; AP-1 adaptor complex
Molecular function (GO): clathrin-cargo adaptor activity
Source: RefSeq, a predicted model, not a curated record